Musa acuminata subsp. malaccensis (wild Malaysian banana) is the source of this 2951-nucleotide messenger RNA. RefSeq names its product fimbrin-5. Gene Ontology annotation, molecular function: actin filament binding. The record is from RefSeq and is a predicted model, not a curated record. Lineage: Eukaryota; Viridiplantae; Streptophyta; Magnoliopsida; Zingiberales; Musaceae. Gene Ontology annotation, cellular component: actin filament bundle; cytoplasm; actin filament. Gene Ontology annotation, biological process: actin filament network formation; actin filament bundle assembly.
CUUGGUCAUGGCCGGCCUCCUCGUUCUUCGCGGGUCCGUAGAAACAACGACAAGCCCCUCCCCUUAUUUCGUUGGGCGUUUGUUCCGUCUUCCUCUCUCUGGCUUCGGAUUUCUGAUCCUUUUCUUAAGCAUUCGGCAGGCGCGAAGGGAUCGAAUCGGAUAGGCGCCCCCCACCCCCCGCCCCCGACUUCAUCGUCCUCCAUACACCGGCGUAACCUGGACUUGACGGAGAAUCGUGAAGAAACAUAAGACAAUAAAAAAAAAGAUAUUGUGAGCAGGGAUUGGGAAGAAAGUAGGAAGAAUAGCUCGAAAGUCUUGUUCUUUCUUGGUUUGGUCUCCUAGCUUCGACCAUAACAGAGCCAAUUCUUCGUCAUUCUUGUUCGCCUUCUAUUUAGAUCCUUUUAGGGUGGUUGUAAGUUGAUUUCUAGUUCACUCUUCCUGGUUUGGUUGUGUUUUUUGGGUUUGGGCGAGGAAAGGUGCGAUUUUUCAGGUUUGGAAUUUGGUGAUUAUUGUCUUCGUGAUUUGGGUCCGAGUCGGUUCUAAGAUCGGAGAUUCCGUUCGCGUUUUGGUUGGAUUUUGUAGAAAGAGGGAUAUAGGAUCAGAAAGUAGAUAACUUGAUCGGUAAAGGAUGUCUGGAUUUGUUGGUGUUCUCGUCUCGGAUCAAUGGCUUCAAAGCCAAUUUACUCAGGUGGAGCUUCGAGGCCUCAAGUCUAAAUUUCUGUCAACCAAAAGGGAGACGAGUCAUGUGAUGGUGGGAGACUUACCACCAUUGAUGGGAAAGCUGAAGGGUCUGAAUCAGGUGGUCACGGAACAAGAGAUUGCUGACAUCUUGGCCGAAUCCUAUCCUGAUACCACCCAUGAAUUAGACUUUGAAGCAUUCCUUCGGGUGUAUUUGGACCUUCAAGAAAAGGCAGCAACCAAAUUAGGCGGUGCUAAGAACUCAUCGUCAUUCUUGAAGGCCACUACAACCACACUCUUGCACACUAUCAAUGAAUCAGAGAAGGAGUCCUAUGUAGUACACAUCAACAACUAUCUUGGAGAAGACCCAUUUUUGAAGAAAUAUCUGCCAUUGGAUCCAACAACCAAUGAACUGUUCAAUCUUAUUACAGACGGAGUUCUUCUAUGUAAAUUGAUCAAUGUUGCGGUUCCGGGGACUAUAGAUGAGAGAGCAAUAAAUACCAAAGAAGUGCUCAAUCCAUGGGAGAGGAAUGAGAAUCACACUCUUUGCCUGAACUCUGCAAAGGCUAUUGGGUGCACUGUAGUCAAUAUUGGAACACAAGACUUAGUUGAAGCGAGGCCUCAUUUGGUGCUUGGGUUGAUAUCUCAGAUCAUAAAGAUACAACUUUUAGCAGAUCUUAACCUCAAGAAGACACCUCAACUCAUGGAGUUGGUAGAUGACAGCAAGGAUGUAGAGGAACUAAUGAGCCUAGCACCAGAAAAAAUGUUACUGAAGUGGAUGAAUUUUCAUCUCAAAAAAGCUGGCUACAAAAAACCUAUAACAAAUUUUUCUUCGGAUCUCAAGGAUGGUGAGGCCUAUGCUUACCUUCUUAAUGCCCUUGCUCCUGAGCAUUCCAGCUCAGCAACUUUGGAAAUUAAAGAUCCUGGUGAAAGAGCAAAAAGAGUAAUUGAACAAGCUGAGAAGCUGGACUGCAAAAGAUUCUUGAAUCCAAAAGACAUUGUUGAAGGCUCUCCAAAUUUGAACCUUGCAUUUGUCGCACAGAUAUUCCAGCACAGGAACGGUCUAUCUGCUGACAAUGAAAAUUUAACCUUAUCACAAAUGAUGCCUGAUGACAUCCAAGAUUCUAGGGAAGAAAGAGCUUUUCGAUUAUGGAUCAAUAGUCUUGGAAUUGUUACAUAUGUUAAUAAUUUGUUUGAGGAUGUCAGGAAUGGAUGGGUUCUUUUGGAAGUACUCGACAAAGUGUCUCCUGGAUCAGUUAACUGGAAGCAGGCUACAAAACCUCCUAUUAAGAUGCCUUUCAGGAAAGUUGAAAACUGCAACCAAGUCAUAGAGGUCGGGAAGCAGUUGAAUUUUUCACUAGUGAAUGUUGCUGGCAAUGACAUUGUGCAAGGAAACAAAAAGCUAAUUGUUGCUUAUCUGUGGCAAUUAAUGAGAUUCAAUAUUCUUCAACUCCUAAAGAACUUGAGAUUUCAUUCGCAAGGAAAAGAGAUAUCAGAUUCUGAUAUCCUCAACUGGGCCAACAAUAAAGUCAAGGACUCAGGCAGAAGUUCUCAAAUUGAGAGUUUCAAAGAUAAAAACUUGUCAAGCGGAAUUUUUUUUCUUCAACUUCUUAGUGCUGUGCAGCCAAGGGUGGUAAGCUGGAAGCUCGUUACAAAGGGUGAAACUGAUGAGGAAAAAAAGAUGAAUGCUACAUAUAUUAUCAGUGUAGCAAGAAAGCUCGGAUGUUCUGUCUUUUUGUUGCCUGAGGACAUCAUGGAGGUAAACCAGAAGAUGAUCCUGACUCUCACUGCCAGCAUCAUGUACUGGAGUCUGCAGCAACCCGCAGGAAGCUCUGAGCAGGCCGAGUCUGUAGCUGAAGCUUCAGAGGUAUCAGCUGAUGAUGCUGCAUCACAGAAUGGAGAAGACAGAAGUAGUGUUGCGGAGAGCAUGUCAAAUCUGGCCGUCGAUGAUGCUGCCUCAGACAUCACCAUCGGAGAGUGAUAUAACUUGAACACGGUGUCGAAGAAAAGGGCGCAUCUGGAGAAUUGGUUGACAGCGUGUCGUCGCGGUCUCACCCUACCAAAUAGCAGGUUGCUAAAUGGGAGGAGUAUUGUCACUCUGAUAUGGCUUUGCUUUCUUUCUCCUAGCAGCCUUUGAUGGGGUGGCAAAGAGAACAAAGUUUCAGUUUUGAAAUGCUUUUGUAGGCAUCUGCUUUUGAUGUAGUUAUUCUUUGACAAUUUGUUCAUCUUUUUCAUGAAUAAUAAAUAAUAAUAAUAAGUGGAUUUUUUAUAUA